AUGCCAAAAAUAUCGGUUUCAAUGCCAUUCAAACUCACCGAAAAGGAUAUAACCCUCUACGCAAAAGCGACAUCUUCUACCCGCGAAAAUCUAGAUGCUGAUGAAGCAUCAAAAGCACUAUUCCUGUCAGCGGUUACGGAACCUUGUAUGCUGCUCUUAGUUGCGAAGCGAGGAUGUCCAAUCCAACCACUAGGCGCAGUUAACGUCAGGAACUCAUUCAAACUUUUCCGACCUGAGUUAUGUAAACUUUCAGAUCUACAAUCUGCGGAAGGGGCGAUGGUAGUAGCGACUCUAGCUCCAGAAGCAAGGAUCGUGAAAAGAGGUGUAGAAUUCGACUUAAUCGUCGAGCUAGGCAUCAGGGUCCUAGACGGAGAUACUACCGAGAUGAAAACCGUUUUUCGGCAAGUUUUUACUAUGCUUCAGUUUGCAAGGAUACCGAAGAAUGUAAAACUGUCGGAAGUCUCACAAAAGUCUGAGUUUGAAUUCAAGCUCGAUUCUAAGAAGCAGCCGGAAGGACAGGUUCAAUUGCCAUGGAAUGGUCCAAAGGAUUGGGCGAGAGUUUGUAAAGAUUAUAAUCCAAUUCAUAUCUCGUCGAUUGCGGCCGAAUUGUACGGCCUUCCGGGGAAGAUUGCACACGGGAAUCACAUGGCCGCUUUGGCACUAGCAAAAGUGGAGAGGAAGCCUUUGAAGCAAGGUGGAGGAUUAGCAUUGGAGGUUAAGUUCAAACGACCGGUGACAGUGCCAGCAAGGCUGGAUGUCCGUGUGGAAUUCGAACAAUCAGAGUCUUCCCAAGACGAAGUCACCCAUUUUGCGCUUACGAGUGGAGAGAAGGUGUAUGUACAAGGGGAGUAUAGAGAGCUGUAA
Molecule: messenger RNA, 864 nt
Organism: Orbilia oligospora ATCC 24927
Lineage: Eukaryota; Fungi; Ascomycota; Orbiliomycetes; Orbiliales; Orbiliaceae
Exons: 1
Coding region: 1-864 (287 amino acids)
Source: RefSeq, a predicted model, not a curated record